AUGAGUAAUACAUCAUUCACCAACGUAACCGUCGCAGGAGGCACCGGAUUACUGGGUUCUCAUAUAGCUGAAGGCCUGUUGAACGAUGGAUCAUUUAAAGUGAAGGUUCUUCGAAGACUGCCAAAAAACCCAAAUGAGAAAGCCGACCUGUUGGCUUCCAAGGGUGCAGAAAUUGUCUACGCCGAUUAUAAUCGGCAUGAUGAUCUUGUCAAAGUUCUUAGCGGAACCGAUGCUCUAAUCUGCACUGCAGCUCCCGGAGUUGUCGGGGGCGGUUAUGAUUUUGACGCUCUUCAAACUCCGUUGUUGAACGCUGCUAAAGCUGCUGGUGUGAAAAGGUUUAUUCCAUCUGAAUUUGGUAUAGAGGCUGAGGUUGGUGUUCAUCCGAUAACCGAUGCCAAAGCCUCGUUCCGUGAAAAGAUUGAACAAAGUGGACUUGAGUACACCUAUAUUUCGUGCGGAUUUUUUCCAGAAUAUCUCGGCUGGAUGGGGUUUGAUAUCAAAAAUAAGACUGCCAAAUUCUACGCAGACGGCAACACCAUAUUGGCCACUAUGUCUAUGUCAGAUAUCGGCAAAUAUACCGCUGAAUCUCUUAAAUUGGAAGAAAGUCGUAACGCCACUAUCAGGGUUGCUGGUUCGAGAUUUUCGCUAAGCGAGAUACUUGAAAAGUUUGAAGAAUCUACCGGUUCUAAAUGGAAAGUUGUCGUAGAUAAAGAAGUCAAACACAGAUUCCAGAAUAAGAUUGACCCAGUUCCUUCAUUAGUGGAUUUGUUUGUAGCCAUAUAUUUGGAAAAAUCAGCGUUCGAAAAUAUUGAUAACGACAAGUUUAGUUUUAGCCCUCGCUCUCUCGCUGACGAUAUAAACGUGCUUGUUCAGCAGGCAUCUGUUUGA
Paraglomus brasilianum is the source of this 888-nucleotide messenger RNA. Lineage: Eukaryota; Fungi; Glomeromycota; Glomeromycetes; Paraglomerales; Paraglomeraceae. The record is from the annotation of a GenBank genome assembly.